This is a messenger RNA of Nelumbo nucifera (sacred lotus), 2540 nucleotides long. It is a transcript of the gene ABCF3, whose product is annotated as general control non-repressible 3. The record is from RefSeq and is a predicted model, not a curated record. Gene Ontology annotation, molecular function: ATP binding; ATP hydrolysis activity. Lineage: Eukaryota; Viridiplantae; Streptophyta; Magnoliopsida; Proteales; Nelumbonaceae.
GAGUUCCAGCUUUGAUAGACUGUAAGAAACCUCUUUUAACUCCCAUUCCCAUCGACGAAGCCUAAAGGGCCGUCUUCACCCGGCUGCCACUCCUGAACUCCAAAACUUGGUGGCGAAGAUGGUCGAAGUGGCGAGCUCUGUUGUUUACGACGUUUUGGGCCAAAGAGCUCAAGAUGUGGACAAGCCUAUCAUAGAUUACAUCAUUAACGUCCUUGCUGACGAAGAUUUCGACUGGGGCGCCGAAGGAGAAGGCGCCUUCGAGGCCCUUGGGGAGUUGCUUAUUGAUUCCGGAUGCGUUACCGAUUACUCCGAAUGUCGAUCUGUUUGUAGAAGACUCUCUGAAAAAUUUGGAAAUCAUGGGUUGGUUAAACAGAAACAGGCUGUACGAAGCCUUGCAACACCCUUACGGAUGUUUGAUGGAAUGGACGAAGAGGAAGCUCCAAAGAAAAAGCCUCAAGAAUUGGAUGGUCCUGUGUUAUCUGAACGAGACAGGUUAAAGCUUGAAAGACGAAAGAGGAAAGAAGAGCGCCAGAGAGAGGCACAGUACCAAAUGCAUUUAGCAGAGAUGGAAGCAGUUAAAGCAGGAAUGCCUGUGGUAUGUGUAAAUCAUGAUAGCGGGGCAGGUGGUCCUGCUGUCAAGGAUAUCCAUAUGGAGAACUUCAAUGUCUCUGUUGGUGGCCGUGAUCUCAUUAUAGAUGGCUCAGUCACCCUUUCUUUUGGAAGGCACUAUGGUCUUGUUGGCAGAAAUGGGACAGGGAAAACUACUUUUCUUAGACAUAUGGCCUUGCAUGCAAUUGAUGGUAUACCUAAGAACUGUCAAAUAUUACAUGUGGAACAAGAAGUUGUAGGUGAUGAUACAUCAGCCUUGCAAUGUGUUCUUAACUCUGAUGUUGAAAGAACCCAAUUACUGGAAGAAGAAGCCCGUCUACUUGCACUGCAGAGAGAGAUGGAGUUCGAAGGUGCAACAGGAAAGAGUAACAAGAACAUUAAUGGGGGAACCAACAAAGAUAACGUGUCACAGAGGCUUGAAGAGAUAUACAAAAGGCUUGAGUUCAUUGAUGCAUAUUCUGCAGAGUCGCGUGCUGCUUCAAUUCUGGCGGGUCUUAGUUUUACUCCAGAAAUGCAGAAGAAGGCAACAAAAACUUUUUCUGGAGGAUGGAGAAUGCGAAUAGCUCUUGCACGUGCAUUAUUUAUAGAGCCUGAUUUGUUGCUACUUGAUGAACCCACAAAUCAUCUGGAUCUUCAUGCUGUUCUAUGGUUGGAAUCAUAUCUUGUGAAAUGGCCAAAGACAUUUAUAGUUGUUUCUCAUGCUAGAGAAUUCUUGAACACGGUUGUUAUGGAUAUUAUCCAUUUACAUGGACAAAAGUUGACUACUUACAAAGGGGACUAUGAUACAUUUGAAAGGACAAAGGAGGAACAACUUAAGAAUCAACAGAAAGCCUUUGAGUCAAGUGAACGGACAAAAGCUCAUAUGCAGGCUUUUAUUGAUAAGUUCCGUUACAAUGCAAAACGGGCAUCUCUUGUUCAAUCGAGAAUUAAGGCAUUGGAGCGAAUGGGUCACGUGGAUGAAGUCGUCAAUGACCCUGAUUAUAAAUUCGAGUUCCCAACACCUGAUGACAGGCCAGGGCCUCCCAUAAUUAGUUUCAGUGAUGCGUCAUUUGGUUAUCCCGGGGGUCCAAUAUUGUUCAAGAAUUUGAAUUUUGGUAUAGAUCUUGACAGCCGCAUAGCAAUGGUUGGUCCAAAUGGCAUUGGCAAAUCAACCAUACUCAAAUUAAUAGCAGGAGAGCUUCAGCCAAGUUCUGGAACAGUUUACCGUUCAGCUAAGGUCCGUAUUGCUGUAUUUAGUCAGCACCAUGUCGAUGGGCUAGACUUAUCCUCAAAUCCCCUUUUAUAUAUGAUGCGCUGUUUCCCAGGAGUGCCAGAGCAGAAGCUCCGAGCUCACUUGGGUUCCUUCGGUGUAACAGGCAAUCUUGCUCUUCAACCAAUGUAUACUUUGUCAGGUGGUCAGAAAAGCAGAGUUGCAUUUGCAAAGAUAACUUUCAAAAAACCACAUAUCAUUCUGCUUGAUGAGCCAUCGAACCAUCUUGAUUUGGAUGCUGUAGAAGCACUCAUUCAAGGUCUGGUUCUCUUCCAAGGCGGUGUACUCAUGGUUAGCCACGAUGAGCAUUUAAUAUCCGAGAGUGUGGAAGAACUGUGGGUAGUAUCACAAGGCAAGGUCGCACCGUUCAAAGGGAAUUUCCAUGAUUACAAGAAGCUACUCAAGUCCUCGUCUUAGGCUAAAGGUAUUUGGAUUUUCUCUGUUAACAAUCACGGUGUCAUUGUUGCAAAGUUGUUGCUCAUGGGCUACGUGGAACAGCAAUGCAUAAUAUAGCUGGGCCCUGUUAUUGUACACGAGGAAAAUUUUCAUUGGGAUAUUUUGGAGUUUUAUAGGACUAAAACAAAAUAUAUAAUAUGUAAAUUUAAUAGUAAUAGGAUUGUAAAAUCAAGUUGCACUUGAUAUUGGAAACGAAGAGAUAAUUUAAUGUGAUUUUUCUUGGUAC